UCCAAUAUGGCAGACAGACGCAAAUCUGCAUCCCGCCCUCAUCUGCCCCACAACCUCACCAAUCAAAAGCUGCUAAACCGCAGUCUUCCGGGUCGUUGAGUUAAAGCGCACCGGCUCGCAGUGCGCGCUGGUCAGCCGUGGAGAGAUGGUGCUCGGAGCGCCGGUGUUUCGGGAACCUCUGAGGAGCGGAUGAGAUGCCGGGGAACAUGAGCAAAGACGAUGCCUCGAGUCGGAGCGCAUGUUUGACGUUCACCAUAGACAACAUCCUUAACCUCAAGCAGCAGGACGGCGGAGCUUUGGGAAGUUUAAAGGAGAAGAGGGCCAGUGAAUGUAAAAAUGAUUUCCAAGCGCCGUAUGAGGAGGUGUGGGACGUCCGGAGGAGGCUGGACGGAGGGUCACAGUCUGCAGUGAAGCCCAGAGCCCAUGGAGACACACCGACGGUGCCCGCUGGCUCCUGUCCCGACGCGCCGAGUGCGCACAACGCCGAGGACGCGCCCCAGCAGCAGCAGCAGCAGCAGAGCGCCGCGGUCAAGAAGAAGACCCGCACCAUCUUCUCCAAGAGACAGAUAUUUCAGCUGGAGGCGACUUUUGACAUGAAGAGGUACCUGAGCAGCUCGGAGAGGGCUUGCCUCGCCAGCUCCCUGCAGCUCACGGAGACCCAGGUGAAGAUCUGGUUCCAGAACCGCCGCAACAAGCUGAAGCGGCAGCUAUCCACGGACACGGAGGGGCCGCUGGCCGCCGAGCACUUCUCAGAGGCUGGAAAAAACGUGCAAUUAUCGACUUUUUACAAAGACUGCAGCUUGCUGGGCGGAUGUUUGUUGCCCAUGCCCUUCCCCGUCCUGUACCCGAAUGCAAACGCUGCGCCUUAUAUCUACUUCUCUAAUAGCGCCAAAUACUUUGGCCUGUUUGAUGGAGACUGACAGAGGACAGUCCGACAGACAGGGCAACACAAAAUAUGACGGACACGGAUUUUUCAACAUUUUUUUUUUUUUUUUUUUUUUAGUUUUGAAAAAAUGUUUCCAACUUGUAAACAUAUCAACUAAUCCAAGGCAUGCAUGUGUUCCUUUCUGUGCCUCCCCAAAUGAUUUUACAUUAUUAUUAUUAUUAUUAUUAUUAUUAUUAUUAUUAUUAUUAUUAUUAUUAGAUAUUUAUUAUUUCAUUUUUACUGCUUAGAGAACUUCUAACAUGUUUUUUUUUCAUAAAAAUGUGCAUGAAUUUUAAAUUCUCUGAGCAGUUUGCGCAGUACUGUCAUCUGAAUGAAUGUACGCUAAUGCUGCAAUAAUUUGUCUUUUUUUGUGUCCGUUUUCUGUUUUUUCCCCGUGGAGCAACAUGUCAUUUGUAUUUAUAUGGCCUUAUUAUUGUUGUCAAAAACUUUGACCGUUCGUUUUCACUCGACCUUUCAUAAGACUGUUAAACUGUGAGUGCAGUUACAUAAUGACGAUGAUGAAAUUUGCAAUAAAAUGUGUAAUAUUUGC
This is a messenger RNA of Amphiprion ocellaris (clown anemonefish), 1475 nucleotides long. Its product is annotated as homeobox protein HMX2-like. The coding region runs from base 195 to 920 and encodes 241 amino acids. Gene Ontology annotation, cellular component: nucleus. The transcript is spliced from 2 exons. The record is from RefSeq and is a predicted model, not a curated record. Gene Ontology annotation, biological process: regulation of transcription by RNA polymerase II. Lineage: Eukaryota; Metazoa; Chordata; Actinopteri; Pomacentridae. Gene Ontology annotation, molecular function: RNA polymerase II transcription regulatory region sequence-specific DNA binding; DNA-binding transcription factor activity, RNA polymerase II-specific.